Messenger RNA from Clunio marinus, 719 nucleotides. The record is from the annotation of a GenBank genome assembly. NCBI's taxonomy places the organism in Eukaryota, Metazoa, Arthropoda, Insecta, Diptera, Chironomidae.
ACAAACUUCGAUAGGAAUUCAGCAAAAGUUUUUGUCAGCAAGAUAUUCAGCAAGUUUUUCCAAAAAACAGAAUAUUUUUUUGAACCUUAAACUUGCAAUUCAACAUGUCAUUCGCAUUACGUAGCGCUCGUCUCUUGUCAUCCCGCGGCCUCCGUGCUAUGCAAUCUCGUGGAUAUGCCGAAGAAAUGAGCUUCACUCUUGCAGCCGCAAAUAAAGUUUUCUACGAUAAUGCAAAUGUAAGACAAGUUGAUGUUCCAUCAUUCAGCGGAAGUUUUGGUAUUCUUCCUAAACACGUUCCAACAUUAGCCGUUCUUAAACCAGGUGUUGUCACAGUAUAUGAGAAUGAUGGAACACAAAAGAAAGUAUUUGUUUCAAGUGGAACGAUAACCGUCAAUGAAGAUUCAUCUGUUCAAGUACUUGCUGAAGAGGCACAACCAAUUGAAAAUCUUGAUCUUUCAGCAGCCCGUGAAGUGCUGGCACAAUCUCAAAGUGAAUUGUCAUCAGCAUCUACUGACAAGGCUAGAGCUGAAGCUAGCAUUGCUGUAGAAGUUGCAGAAGCUCUUGUCAAAGCUGCUGAGUAAAUUACUCAAGAGUUUGAAAUUUGGAUCAACUUUAAAAAUAUAUUUCGCAAUGCCGUUGCUCCUGUGUCGGUUCCCAUUUAGAAAGUCAAAAUAAAAAAAUAAAUAAAUUAAAAAAACCAAAAUUUGUGCUUUAAUUUA